Molecule: messenger RNA, 1847 nt
Organism: Cheilinus undulatus (humphead wrasse)
Lineage: Eukaryota; Metazoa; Chordata; Actinopteri; Labriformes; Labridae
Exons: 1
Coding region: 124-1146 (340 amino acids)
Source: RefSeq, a predicted model, not a curated record
UCAGUGUGCUAGUUACACUCUAGUCUCAAAGAAGCAGGACGGCUUCUUAAGCAGCUUGUCAGUUUAGACUCAAGGCUAAAGGAGAGAUUUGUCUGAAGAAACAUUGGGUUGUCUUUUUUAAUUAUGGCAAUUGUUUCUGCUGUGUUUGGUGCCAUCUUCCUGUUGGGAUCCAUCAACCUCUCAGCUGCAAAAACAGACACUUGUGACUUUUACGCUGCCGUCGGACAGAGCCUGACUCUUCCUUUUAUCUACAACGGACUGACAACAUCACAUGUGCUAAGAUGGACUCACAACAGCACCAUUGUUUUCUACAGGCAGCAGGGCAGGGUUUCUGUUGGAAAACAAGCAGACAUCACUCCAACCGGAUCACUUAUCCUGAAGAACCUGCAACCAUCAAGUGCUGGAGUGUAUCAAGCAAACGUGUUGCUCCCCAAUGGCACAUUUUCUAAAACAUGGUCUGGCCAGCUCUGCAUGAUGGAGAAGGCACCGAAACCUAAACUCACCUAUAGCUGUGACUUCAAGGCUAGUGCUGUUAAACUGAACUGUGAUGUGGCUAAAGUUCAGGGUUUGGUGUUCUCAUGGACACUGGAUGAGAAGACUUUAACAAGUGAGACAAGACAAACCCUGAGUAUAUCCUUGGCUCAGCUAAAAGGAGAGAGGAGCUUCACUUGUAGCGUGGAAAACAAAGUCAGCAAAGAGAGGAGUGACAUAGUCCGUCCAACCUGCAAAGCUCCUUUGCCGUCACCGCCACCUUUAGUCUGUUUCAAGCCCGCUGUUGUGGUGGCUGUGCUCGGAGCAGGGGCCACUCUCAUUCUGCUUCUGCUCAUCACCAUCGCUGUGUUAUGCUGCCGCAACAAAUUCAGGAAAAACCAAAUGAGACCAGAGGAUACAGGUGCAAUCAGGAUGCUUCCUGUGAUCAAACAGGAGCAGGACUCCAUCAGCCCAGAAUACGAGACCAUGCACCCAAAUGAGGACGAUUCACCCGCGAUCCUGGAACCCUCAGUCAGGGAGUGUUAUGAGAAUGUCUCUCAGCCCGAAGCUCAGAGUGAAAACAAGCCUCCUCAGCUGUCCACCGCUGCUGAGGGACAACAGCCUUCACCGGUGCCAAAGCCGAGGAGGAAAGGCCCUCAGAUGCAAAACAUCUAAGCGUGCCUACAACCCUUAUCACGGCAGGAAGUUAGAGGAAAAGACAUGCUUUAGCUUGAUGCCCUGCUACUGAGCCUGAAUGAAGAAAAGCACAUAAUAACAUGUAUGUUUGUGUCAUUUAUCCUCUAUUAAGUCUGGUUCACACAUAAAGUGCCAGCAGUACUGCAAACAUGGACUUCAGAUUGAUUUGCUGUUGACCUUUAAUAGCUGUUACCACUUCUGUUAAUACUGCUGUUCUGUUGUUUAAAGGAGUAAAAGAUCAAAAUGGAAAAAGAGAAAGCAACUGACCCAUUUUUCUCUGAGCUAAAUGGGAUUUCUUGUUGCAUUUGUUUUGAAGUUGUGUUAAAAAUUCAGCCUUUUACUGGUCUGGUUUGAGAAAUAUUUUGGCAUUUGAAAAAAGCAUUGCAUGAUCUCUACUGUUUAUUAGGAAAUUUAGGAUUGUGGUGGAUCUUAAUUUUGAUAAGAUUUUUUUCUAUUUGUAAUGUUUAAAAUGCUAUUUAAUAGUUAUUGAUCUGUAGACAUUUUAGGCUUGUCUUCUUGGAAUAAAAUAACUUUAAGACAAGGGAGGAGGCUGUUGGUUCAUUAAUUUCACUGAUAAAGAAAUAAGGUUCAGUCUGGAAGUAACGGUUAUGCCAUCAUUGACUCUUCUGCCCACUGAUUUCAAGAUCAAAUGAUUAAACAUUUAACACAGGGUUGCUCAA